UUGAUUAUAAAUAAUAAAUGGCACACGCGCUUGCUUUCCCCGUUCUCCGUUCUCUUCGUACUACUAGCCAGUGCUACUAGUGGUCUUGUCUUCCACCAGUGCCAUGCUUGCCUUCGUUUUCCCCUUCUCUCUCUCUCUAAACUUCAUUUGAAAUCGCACGAAACCCUAAUCCCUCUCUCUUCGUCUAUCGGCAACCCAAGCGGUGAGAAAUAGUUGAUAUGAGAAAUCUUCUUAAUCUGUUCAUCGGAUUAAGUUCGUGCUGAGAAUUGUCUGCGAUAUUAUUCCACAGUGAUCAAUUAACUUCUUGAAGAGCAACAGAAUGGGGGCUGGAAGAAAAUCACAUGCAUUCACAUUGGAGGACAGAACUCCAUCUUCGUUUGCUACAACAAAGAGCAGUGCAAUUGCACGAAAUUUGAGAAAAGAGAAUCUUGGAGGGGUUAUAUUUGGCUGCAAAAGCAAUACCAUGAAGGAAUGCCUUACAAAGCAGAUCUUUGGUUUACCAAGUAUGCAUUUUUCGUAUGUGAGGAAUAUUGAACAAGGCCUGCCACUGUUCCUAUUCAACUACAGUAAUAGAAAAUUGCAUGGUAUUUUUGAGGCUGCAGGACCUGGGCAAAUGAAUAUCAACUCAUACGGAUGGACUGAAGAUGGUUCUGAUAGAACUCCUUAUCCUGCACAGGUUCGGAUCCGUGUACGGAUGGACUGCCAACCCCUGCUGGAAGAGAAAUUUAGCCAAAUUAUCAUGGAUAAUUAUUACUCUCAGUACCAUUUUUGGUUUGAGUUGGACCAUGCACAGACAAGAGCUUUGAUAAACUCCUUUUCGUCUUCACCAGUUAAUGCUACUGCUAUCUCACUACCUUUGCCCAAAGUAAAAACCCUUUUUAAAGCAGCUCCAAAUCAUGAUACAAAAAUGGAAGUAGAUCAUAGACCAUCAGUCUCAGUGCAGGAUUUGAAUUGGUCAGAUCAGCCCAGUAUGGUUGUCAGGAAUUUAGGUGGUAGCCAGCCACUGGGAGGUACAGGGACUAUGGAUGAAGAGGAGACUAUGGAUGAAGAGGAGGCAAAGGUGUACCUGAAGCUGCAACAAAUAGCUCUUGACCGUAAAAAGUCAGAUUUCCCUCUUGGGGUUUCUCCUGCAGCUGUUUCUGGUCCUUCUAUGAUUGAUGAUGUGCAAAUGGAGGUUGGAGGGGCUUCAAUCGGGCCAUCUUUUUCAGCAGAUAAGAGUGUAGAGAUUUCAGUUGAUUCAUCUCAUCUUGAUUCAGUUAUUGCUCAGUUGAUGCAAGGAAUGGAGGAGCUGAAGAACUUUUCUGCAGAGCAACUCAAGAAGACCGGUGCACUGGAGAAGAAGCUGGUUGAGUCUGAGAUGCAUAUUCAACAAUUGAAUGACCGUGUUAAGAAGCUGGAAUUGAAGUUCGGUCCUUCGAAUGGAAGCUUUGACGAACGUUCAGAAGGUUCAUCUGAUAGUCAACCAAUUACUGAGCCAGUUGAAGUAUGUUCCAAUGCUGAUGAGUCAAUACUAGUAGUGGGAGGAUAUAAUGGAGUGUCUUGGUUAGCAGAAUUGGAUUCCUAUUCGCCAUCCCGGGAUGUAAUGAGGUCUCUUAAGCCGAUGAACUCAGUCCGUUCAUAUGCCUCAGCAGCAACACUCAAUGGCCACCUUUAUAUUUUUGGUGGUGGGAAUGGUUCUUCUUGGUAUGACACCGUUGAACGGUACGACCCGAUGAGUAAUGAAUGGACUUCCUGUCCUCCAUUGAUCGAGAGGAAAGGAAGUCUAGCUGGUGCUACUUUGGACAACAAAAUAUUUGCAAUUGGUGGGGGGAACGGAGAUGAAUGUUUCUGGGAAGUGGAAAUGUUUGACCCUGCACUAGGACGAUGGGUCCCUACUCGAUCAAUGCUACAGAAGACUGAAGAUGGGCAUCGCCCUCCCAUACUACUGCUAAGAGAAGUUUUCUGUAUUGGUUCAACUUUUGCUGUCGGAUCUACUCAGGUACAUCAGACUACGUUUCUGGUUAUCCUUCUGUUUUGUUUUUCCAAUUGAUGCUGCUAUAACGGUACCCUCAACCCUCUGUUUAGGCUCAACUUUGGUGAGUAUAUUCCUUACUACAUACCUUCUAUCGAUCUGAGUUUGGAGUUUGCUGAGGUUGCUGAUUGGAAGUUGUUCACGUUUCUCUUACUGACUAUUUUGUUCAUCUUAGUUUCUUUUUCUGUCCACCCUUGUUACUCCCCAUCUAACCGUUAGAUUCACUUUAUAUUUUAGACACUCCUACAGAAGGAUUUGACCAGCAUUUGACUAGAUUUUAAGCCCCGUUGGCUGGAUGUUUAUUGGGUUAUUGACUGUUCUCUAUUCUACCCUAUUGUUUCCUAAUCCUAGGAUACUGUGAUUCUGUCCUGUGGUUACUGUUCUUUAAAUCUUACUUGAUUUAUCUAGAACUCAUCAGGGACCCCUUUUUUAAAGGUUUACUCUCACAAAAGCCUGACCGUUUUGAUUAGAUUCUUAGAUACUUCAACCUCUCUUUCGGAAGAAUGAGCCUGUGGGAAAGACACUAUUCCUGAGACUCACUUUCUGAAACAACUGGAUCACAAAAACAGUGCAGUAAAGUGGUAAAAGGUGAAAUUUUCAGUCUCCCAUUCUCUGGAGAACCAAAGACAUCCUAAAUGAUUUCAAGUUUGAUGUGGAUCGUCAUCCACUCUCUUUUUGUUCUUUUCAAUUGGUGUUUCUAAUGAAUCAGAUUCAAUUGCUUUUCUGAUACUAAGCUUACCUGCCUGAUUGAUUUGAUUUGUACCUGAACUGAGCCAUAAAUGUAAAUCAGCAUUUUGUCACUCGAGAUCGCUUAUUAUUUAGUACUUGAAACUUUCCAGUAUUGCCCAACAUAUUGUUGUUUAGUAUUUACAAGUGUGGAAAAUUCAAAUGUAAGGCAAGGCGUCUCUUUUAAUAUUUUUUUUCCCCAGUCAUUAUUGAUUUUUGGACCUUAUUAUCUUUUAUGCUUUUGACCAAUAGUUUAGUGGAUAAAAUCACAGUUGCUUCCAAUUCCAUAGAUCUUAUUUAUAUCCUUGACUGAAUACUUUGUUUUGAGUCUUAUUAGGUUUUGGCUGGAAUUGUCAUUAUGGAGAACCAACAAUAUCAUUCUGUUUUCCUUAUGCAUUUCAAGUCUUGUAGAGUUUUUGGAGUAUGCCUUGUUGUUUUAUACGUGUUCAAAUCAAGAGAAAUGUGGAUGUGCCUGUCGGAUUUGA
This is a messenger RNA of Macadamia integrifolia, 3222 nucleotides long. Its product is annotated as kelch-like protein 36. The record is from RefSeq and is a predicted model, not a curated record. Gene Ontology annotation, molecular function: protein binding. Gene Ontology annotation, biological process: response to endoplasmic reticulum stress. NCBI's taxonomy places the organism in Eukaryota, Viridiplantae, Streptophyta, Magnoliopsida, Proteales, Proteaceae. The coding region runs from base 320 to 2029 and encodes 569 amino acids. The transcript is spliced from 8 exons.